AUGGCCUUCUUCAAAAGCUUCCAGCAGAACCUUCCAUCUGUCAACAUUUCCUCCCUCUUGGACACGGUCAGCAGCCGUGUGGACGACCUGGCCAAUGCUGUCAGUGAUGUCACUUACGCUGUCAGUGACCAGCUGACUGAGGGGGUCACUACUAUUAUUCACAAGGUUCAUGAGGAGGAAGAUGGGGAGAACGCCAGCAGCCAGGAGUCCGGUCAAACUGCCACAGUGCAUGAAGGGAAAGCCAGCAAUAAAAGCAUGUGGCAAAUGAAUAGAGACUCGGAAACGGGGAAUACAGGCUCAAAAAACAACCAAACCAGUGAUACAACAGAGGCAGAGUCCAAUCAAAGUCAGCUGGAGUGGGAAUGGAGGGAUGGAUGUUGGCGAGUUAAAAAGACAGAGGCUGAGAUAGCGGAGGAAGAACAGAGGAAGAAAGAGGAAAAAGACCUGUGGGAGAAGAAAGAGCAGAGGAGAAAAGAAAAGAGGGAGAAGCAGCUGGAGAAAGAAGCCGAUCAUCAGAAAAACAAAGAGGAAUCCCAAGAGGGACAGGAAGAGACCAAAGAACAAGCUGAUGUUUUAGAGAAAACAGACAACAUGAGUUCAAAAGACAGAAAAGCAAGUGAGAGUGGAGACCCAUCCACUGCUCAGCAGAGAAGUAAUGAAGGUGAGGAAAGUCCUCAAUCACCUGGUGCUGAAGCUGAAUUAUUAUCAAAACAGAAAAAAGAAAAGGGAGAGAAAGAAGAAGAGGAAGAGAGGAAGGACAGCCUCGAGAGAGAGGGAGAUGAUGAGGAAGAGACUGAGCUUUCCAGAUCUUCCUCAAAAAGGAAAAAGAAGAAAUCAGACAAGAAGAAGGAGAAAGGCGCAAAGAAAUCUGAAAAAGCGUUGGAUGUGGAGAAAAAGAAAGAUAAAGGCAAGAAGAGCAAGAAGAAAAAGAAAGGCAACCAAGAGGGAGUUUUACCAGACAGUGAAGAAGACAGAGGCCCCGUGGCUGCGGCCCAACAGAACUCAACCUCAGUGUGGAACAGCAAACGCAAACAGUCCAGUGAGCAGGGAGGAUAUAGCAGUGAGGCCUCCAGUGAACAGGCCAACAACAUCCAGAGGAUAAAGAAGGAUUCCUCCCUCAAUGAGCUCCAGCCUCCUCCGUACCAGGACGAGGGCCCGGCCGCAUGUGCGUCCUCUCGCUCUCGUUCGGAGCGGGGGGUUAGGAGGGGGUCAUCCCCACAGCGCUGCGAAAGCCCCCGCUGCUCCAGUGAGGCCAGUGUGGACCAAGACACUGAGAGCUACCUCAACAAGGGCUGUGAGGAGGACAUACCCAGUGACAGCACCGCAGUGCUGGGACCAGAGGAUGGUUCUGGUCCUCACCUCCCCUCAGCCUACGAGCCAGAGCCACUCGCCAAAUACGGCACGUUGGACGUCGCCUUCGAGUACGACUCCGGUGAGCAGUGGCUAGCCGUCACGGUCACCGCGGCAACAGACAUCCCCGCUCUCAAACAGACAGGCAACAUCUCAUGGCAGGUCCACCUGGUCCUGCUGCCUACCAAGAAACAACGGGCCAAAACGGGAGUCCAGAGGGGCCCGUGUCCCGUCUUCACAGAAACAUUCAAGUUUUCCAGGGUGGAACAGGACGCCCUGGGGGACUACGCUGUUCGCUUCCGCCUGUACAGCAUCAGAAGGAUGAAAAAAGAAAAGGUCCUGGGAGAGAAGGUUUUUUACCUGACUAAGCUCAACCUGCAGGGCAAAAUCGCUCUACCUGUCACCCUGGAGCCCGGCUCUGAACUUACAGGUUGCGGCUCUCUGGUAAGUGUGUCUCGCAGCGUGGGAGCCGUGUCCUAUCGGUCUACUGAAGACCAUUCCACACCAGAGAUCCUCCUGGGUCUCAUAUACAACUCUGCCACGGGACGAUUAUCCGCUGAGGUCAUCCAGGGAAGCCACUUCAAAACCACAGCAUCUGAUAAACCUGUCAAUGGUCUGUUUUGUUGUAUAAAACACUUCGUAGGGGGACAGCUAUAUAUCAUGAGAGACACCUAUGUGAAGCUGACCAUGCUGGACUCCAAGGGGAAGGAGAUGUCCAAGUGUAAGACGGCCGUGUGCCGCGGCCAGCCCAACCCCACCUACAAGGAGACGUUCAUGUUCCAGGUGGCGCUCUUCCAGCUGUCCGAGGUGUCGCUGGUGGUGUCGGUGUUCUGCCGCCGGAGCAGCAUGAGGCCCAGGGAGAAGCUGGGCUGGGUCUCCCUGGGCCUCAACAGCACCAGCGAGGACCAGCAGACCCAUUGGACGGAGAUGAAAGAGGCGGAGGGACAGCAGGUCUGCCACUGGCACACGCUCACCGACACAUAG
This is a messenger RNA of Scomber scombrus (Atlantic mackerel), 2334 nucleotides long. RefSeq names its product synaptotagmin-14-like. The coding region runs from base 1 to 2334 and encodes 777 amino acids. The transcript has 7 exons. The record is from RefSeq and is a predicted model, not a curated record. NCBI's taxonomy places the organism in Eukaryota, Metazoa, Chordata, Actinopteri, Scombriformes, Scombridae.